Messenger RNA from Schistosoma intercalatum, 956 nucleotides. NCBI's taxonomy places the organism in Eukaryota, Metazoa, Platyhelminthes, Trematoda, Strigeidida, Schistosomatidae. The record is from the annotation of a GenBank genome assembly.
UAAAAAUGUGCACAAUGCAGCCGAUUCUGAAUAGUCAUUUGAAUGAACUAGAUGAAGAUAUCUUCCAUCAUUUUGGAUUCACAACAAAGUCAUUUGAUUUUAAACAAAAGUUUGGUGAUGUCAAGUUCGUCUGUGUAUGUGGUAGCAGUAAUAGAAUUCAUAAUUUUGCUAUAUCAAUGGCUAAAUUAGCUGGUAUACAGUUACCUGUAGAAAAUAUUGCCGGUUCUCAUGCUAGAUUUGUACUUUACAAAGUAGAUCAUAUAUUAUUUGCAGAUCAUGGAAUUGGUAUACCAUCAACAUUAAUUCUAAUGCAUGAAAUGACAAAAUUAUUACAUUAUGCUGGUUGUAAAGAUGUAUUAUUUAUACGUUUAGGAACAUGUGGUGGUUUAGGAGUGAAGCCCGGUACACUUGUGAUGUCCGAUCGUUGCGUAAAUACCAAAUUAGAGCCAUAUAACGAAUUGUGUAUUCUUGGUAAACCUGUCCGUCGACAAACUAAAGUGGACUUAAACGCUGUAAAUGAAUUAAAAAAGCUUUCUGAGAAUCUUUCAUUACAAUGUUCAGUUGUUGUUGGGGGUACAAUCACUGCAAAUGACUUUUAUGAAGAGCAAGGAAGAUUGGAUGGAGCGAUUUGUUCUUUUAGCCAAGAAGAGAAAUUAGCUUAUCUUAAGUCGGCUUAUGAUCAUGGCAUAAGAAAUUUGGAAAUGGAGGGUACUGCAAUUACAUCUCAUUGCAAUUCAACUGGUCAUCGAGCUAUUCUAGUUUGUGUAGCAGUUGUAAAUCGUCUUGAAAAUGAUCAAGUUACUAUAUCUGCGGAUGAUUUUAAAUUAUUUGAACAGUUACCUGGUAAAUUAGUUGGAGAAUAUUUGAAAAGAAACAGUGGGCUAAUUGCUCGUUAAUGCAUGAAACAUAAUUCUUAACUAACUGUGAAUGAACAAUUGAGUGACUUUUAAUUGAGG